AUGGCCGCGACAACCCAACCAACUCCCUUUGGCAAGCCGAUGCUGAAGCACUGGAUGUUUGAUCCUGCCUAUAAGAACUUGAACCAUGGAUCAUUCGGUGCGCAUCCGAUUCCUGUUAAGGACGCACAGCGUGCCUUCAUGGAUCUCGCCGAUGUGCGGCCAGAUCCGUAUAUCCGCCGAUACCACGCAGAGCAUCUGGAUGAAGCCCGUGGGGCUGUCGCAAAGCUCCUGAACGCUCAGAGGGAGGAGUGCGUAUUUGUCAAAAAUGCGACUACAGGCGUGGCGACGGUACUGUAUAAUUUGGCUUUCCAGCCGGGUGAGGCGCUCAUUUACUUCGAGCCUGUCUACGGUGCUGUUGAGAAAGGUGUUGUCUCGCUACAGGAGCAUAGCUCUUUGCAGUCCCGAAAAGUGUCUUUCCAAUUUCCCAUUACUGAAGAUGAGCUGGAACGCCGUUUCCGCGAAGUGAUUCGCCAGACUCGUGAAGAGGGACUCAAAGUCCGGGCCAGUGUCUUCGACGCCAUUGUCAGUAAUCCGGGUGUGCGAUUCCCCUUUGAGCGUAUUACUGCCAUUUGUCGUGAAGAGGGUAUUUUGAGCGUUAUCGAUGCUGCGCACGGCAUUGGAAAUAUCCAUCUUGAUAUGGAGAAGCUACAGGCUGACUUUUUCGUAUCAAAUUGUCACAACUGUGCAGUCCUCUACGUCCCCCGACGUAACCAGCAUCUAUUGCGCACCACCAUGCCAACAUCUUGGGGAUUCAUCCCAGCUCCGGACUCCGCUGAGACUAUUGCCUCAGUGUUGCAAGACCCUAACGCCCCGGUGACAAAGACUGCCUUCGAGCAACUUUUCGAGUUCGUCGCCACCAGUGAUGACUCCGCUUACAUCUGCGUCCCCGCAGCACUGAAGUUCCGCGCUGAAGUAUGCGGAGGCGAGGAUGCUAUCAUUGCCUACAACCAACGUGUUGCAAAUGAAGGCGCAGACGCUGUUGCUGCUAUUCUCGGUACUGAGGUCUUGCAAGAACCUGAUCUGAAGCCUGGCGAGCAGAGCCGUAUGCGCCAAUGUUCCAUGACUACAAUCCGGCUGCCCAUUGCUGUUGCUGCUGCCGGAAAGGAGACUGAAUCUCUCAACCAUACCCCUUUGGUUGUGUUGUCUGAGGAAGAAGCUCCUAAGGCAUUUUCUUGGAUUCAGACGCAGUUGCUGGACAAGCAUAACACUUUCCUGCCGGUUUUCCGCCAUGGUCCUUGGUUGUGGACUCGUCUGAGUGGCCAGACUUAUUUGGAGACAAGUGAUUUCGAAGCUAUUGGGGUUGUUUUGCGUGACAUCUGUGGACAGAUUGCGAAGAAGGAAUUCAAGGCUUGA
Penicillium expansum is the source of this 1353-nucleotide messenger RNA. Its product is annotated as putative aminotransferase family protein (LolT). The record is from RefSeq and is a predicted model, not a curated record. Bases 1 to 1353 code for a protein of 450 amino acids. NCBI's taxonomy places the organism in Eukaryota, Fungi, Ascomycota, Eurotiomycetes, Eurotiales, Aspergillaceae. The transcript has 2 exons.